Molecule: messenger RNA, 462 nt
Organism: Perkinsus marinus ATCC 50983
Lineage: Eukaryota; Perkinsozoa; Perkinsida; Perkinsidae
Product: sulfate transporter, putative
Exons: 6
Biological process (GO): transmembrane transport
Cellular component (GO): membrane
Source: RefSeq, a predicted model, not a curated record
GUUGGGGAAGUCCCCACUGGUCUGCCAUCGUUUGCUAUACCGUCGCUUGAAGGAAUAACUGAUGUUAUCCCCAACGGGUUCAUGGUUUCUCUUAUGUGCUUCAAUUCGAGUUAUGCGCCUGCUAAAAAAUUUGCUAUUGUUGAUCGGUAUGAUAUUAAUGCAGGAAGCGAGUUGACGGCCUUGGGAGCAGCCAAUAUAGUUGGUUCGUUGUUUGGUGCGAUGCCGGUCCAAGGUGGGAUGUCCAGGACGUCUUUGGGGUAUGCUAGUGGGGUUAAAUCACAGGUAGCUGGCCUAGUAGCAGCAGUAGUGGCAAUAGGAGUGUUGGCAAUGCUCACUCCCCUCAUGUAUUGGAUACCACGUUGUGCAUUAGCGGGUAUUAUUAUAACUGCUGCUACGCACCUUAUGGAUUUCAACCAUGCGAAAUGGCUUGUACACCAUAGCAAGAAGGAUACUGCUGUAUGG